Messenger RNA from Lycium ferocissimum, 809 nucleotides. Its product is annotated as DNA-directed RNA polymerase V subunit 7-like. The record is from RefSeq and is a predicted model, not a curated record. Gene Ontology annotation, molecular function: single-stranded DNA binding; single-stranded RNA binding. Gene Ontology annotation, biological process: DNA-templated transcription initiation. NCBI's taxonomy places the organism in Eukaryota, Viridiplantae, Streptophyta, Magnoliopsida, Solanales, Solanaceae. The transcript has 2 exons. Bases 139 to 681 code for a protein of 180 amino acids.
UUUUCCUUAUUAAAAACCGGCCGGCAAAAAUGAAAGAGCAGUCCAUUUAAGGACAAACUGUGCAAUUUCUUCAUAACUCGCUCUUCGCCGGCGAACUUCUCCGAUCUCUUUUCCGACGACUCCAAGUUGUCAUCCAAAAUGUAUUUGGAAUCUCAGUUGUCAUGGAAUGUGAUAAUCCCUGCUGAGAACCUUAAUGUUGAAGGCUUAAUGCUUCAGAAGGCAAUUGUUGUCCGCCUCUUGGAAGACUUUGCUUCCAAGAAGGCUUCAAAAAAUCUUGGUUACUUUAUGGCUGUCACAACAUUGGAGAGGAUUGGGGAAGGGAGAGUUCGAGAACACACUGGUGACGUGCUUUUCCCUGUGGAAUUCAGCUGUGUUACCUUCAAGAUAUUCCGUGGAGAGAUCUUGGAAGGGGUUGUUGACAAGAUCUUGAAGCAUGGUGUCUUUCUGAGAUGUGGCCCCACCACCAAGGUAUACCUCUCUCAUCAGAAGAUGUCGGACUAUAAGUAUGUGCCUGGAGAAAAUCCCAUCUUUAUGAAUGAGAAGAUGUCAAGAAUUGAGAAAGACACUGUGGUGCGUUUCAUUGUGGUUGGAGCAAGGUAUGUGGAUGCGGAGAAGGAAUUCCAAGCAGUUGUGAGCUUGGAGGGUGAUUACCUUGGACCCAUCUCACAAAGUUCUGUUUAGAUUUAGGUUACUCGCCAUGAUUGGCUCAUUUUGGACAUGGACCAACGACAUGUAAAGCUAACUUCUGUAGCUAUAUCUGUGUUUAGUACUGUUUUGGAUUGAAUUUACUGUUUAUGUUGUUGACCCUC